Messenger RNA from Dicrocoelium dendriticum, 914 nucleotides. Lineage: Eukaryota; Metazoa; Platyhelminthes; Trematoda; Plagiorchiida; Dicrocoeliidae. The record is from the annotation of a GenBank genome assembly.
CAAGCUUUUACAACCCAUUUCAAACUAAAUUUCGCGAGUCCUCUUUCUUCAGCAUGGGUGUGAAGUGGUACCAAAUUCGAGUAACGACGCCGGAAUCUGUCCUUGAAUUUAAAAUCAAGCCGAAUUCUACCGGACGUCAGCUUUUCAACCAGGUAUGCACUACCAUAGGACUGCGCGAGGUGUGGUAUUUCGGCUUACAAUAUACUGACUCGAAAGGAUUGGUCAAAUGGGUGAAAUUAAACAAAAAGAUAUCUUGCAAAUCCAAAGAAGCGCGUUUGGAUUACACCUUUAAAGUGAAGUUUUAUCCUGAGGAAGUUUCGGAAGAGCUAAUUCAGGAAGUGACGCAGCGGUUGUUUUACUUCGAGGUGAAAAGCCAUAUCAUAUCUGGCGAAAUCUACACAUCAGCCGACUGUGCGCUGCUAUUAGCUUCAUUUCAAGCCUUGAUUCGCCAUGGGAAGUAUGACCCGAAAGUCCACACUAGGGGAUACCUGAAUAUCCCUAACUACAUUCCAGAUCAUAUUUUAAAGCAGUACACAUGGACUACCGAGGAAUGGGAAGACAAAAUCGCAAAGUGGCACAGUCAACACGGCGAUAUGUCAAAGCAAGACGCGAUUAUGGAGUACUUGAAGGUUGCUCAAGACUUGGAGAUGUAUGGUGCUGUAUACUUCCCUAUCAAGAACGUCAAGCAGACUCCUCUGUGGCUUGGCGUGGAUUCUCUGGGAAUAAAUAUUUACGAAGCUGAAGAUCGUUUGGCUCCGAAAAUCAGCUUCCCAUGGAAUGAGAUCCGAAAACUGGCUUAUUCCCAUUCCAAAUUCACAGUGAAACCCACAGACACUCAGGGAAAGGUGAGCCCUUCGUGCAUCAUCCGAUACCUUGUCUACUCUGCUCUAAAUCAUUUUUCUAGAGAGUUCUGA